AUGCAGAUCGUCGUGACCGAGCUUCCCUACCAGGUCAAUAAGGCCGGGCUGAUCGAGAAGAUCGCGGCCCACGUCAAGAACAAGCGGCUCGACGGCAUCACCGAGAUUCGUGACGAGUCGGACCGUCGCGGUAUGCACAUCGUCAUGGAGCUUCGCAACGGCGCGCAGGGGAUGGUCAUCCUCAACAACCUGUACAAGCUCACCGAGAUGCAGAAGUCGUUCUCCGCCAACAUGAUGGCGCUCGUGAACGGCAGGCCGGAGCUCUUGACCCUCAGGGCGGCCCUGCAAAACUACGUCGAUUUCCGUCGCGAGGUCGUUCGUCGCCGGACCGAGUUCGAGCUGAGAAAGGCCAAGGCGCGCGCGCAUAUCCUUGAAGGGCUGCGAUCGCGCUGGAGAACCUGGACGCGGUCAUUCAGUUGA
This is a messenger RNA of Geodia barretti, 420 nucleotides long. Lineage: Eukaryota; Metazoa; Porifera; Demospongiae; Tetractinellida; Geodiidae. The record is from the annotation of a GenBank genome assembly.